AUGACCAUCUCUACCGACGCUCCUUACGGACCCUGUGGGGUAUCCAACGGUGUUCUGACGACGACCAAGAUGCGCGUCUUUUUGGUUCAGACUGCGCAAGGUCUCACUCCCUCCUCAGGAGGUUACAAGGCCAACGUCAAUCUCCUUCGCCAGUUGCGCCUGUUUGGCCAUGAUGCCGCUCAGAUCUGCUACGGAUUUGAAGACGAGGUCGAAAAGUACGCCGAGCUGGCCAGAGCCAAAGGUGUCGAACCUAACGUGACCCACCAUUCGGGUCUGCCAGUCAUCGACUCCAAGGGAAACCAACACGAACUUGAUGUCAAGACAUUCAUGGAUGAGCAUGGCAUUCACAAUAUCGUCAUUUCUCGCGUCCCUUUCAAUGAAGCUUACCCCACUAGGGAAUUCUGGCAGGACACCCAAGAUUACCUUGAGGACCGCUCCAUUACUCAGCGCAUGCAGACCUUGAUCGACAUCUUCUCCAAACAUAUCACUGCGUACCGUCCUACUCAUGUCGUCUUCAACGAUCCCGUCACGAUGAAAGUCACGGCUGACCACGCCCUGAGGCCCACGUUCAAGAGAAUCAAUGUCAUCCACACUGCUGAGCAGCUGCCUUUCGGCCCGUACUGCAACGGCAUUUUGGGCCAUUGCUCGUCCCCUAAGGUCGAGGACCAACUGCUUAGAGAGCUUGAAGGAAUUUGGGUGGUCUCGAAGGCCAUCGGAGACUACGCUUGGCAGCACGGAAGACUCAAGACGACGUUCCUUGUUCACAGCCCCCUCACCUACCUCGAUGCUCGCACUGGAGGCAUGCCCGUUCAGCGGUACAACAUCGACAAGUUCGAGGUCGGCAUGGUUAAUCCCUGCCCUCACAAAGGCCUUUCCAUCCUUGUUGAGCUCGCCAAAAGACUGCCGCAGAUUCAGUUUGUCACUUGGAGCAGCUGGGGCUCUCGAAGCAAGCACCUUGAUCAACUUAAGGAACUCCCCAACAUGAAGGUCAUGCCCACCACCAGCAACACGGAUGAGAUUUGGGACCGCAUCAAGGUCUUGCUUGCACCUUCUGUCUGGCUCGAGGCGUGGGGAGUUGUCGUGACUGAGGCCCAGCUUCGCGGCAUCCCCGUCAUCGCUUCCAAUGCCGGCGGUCUCAAGGAAGCCAAGAUUGACUUGCCUUACUGUCUCCCUGUUAACGUUGUCACUGGCGCCAAGCACGAAAAUGGUGACUAUAUCGUCCCGGAGCAGAACAUCGACCUUUGGGAGGAGGCCGUUCUUCGGCUGAUGACGUGCCAGCAGAACUAUGACAGGGUUGCGCGAGCAACUGCCCAAGGCUCUGUCAAGUGGCUUAACAGUCUCGACCCCCGUGCCCACGAGAAGUGGUUCCUUGGGAUGAUGACUGCUUGA
Messenger RNA from Neurospora tetrasperma FGSC 2508, 1389 nucleotides. RefSeq lists its product as uncharacterized. The record is from RefSeq and is a predicted model, not a curated record. Bases 1 to 1389 code for a protein of 462 amino acids. Lineage: Eukaryota; Fungi; Ascomycota; Sordariomycetes; Sordariales; Sordariaceae. The transcript has 3 exons.